GUGUUUACAUUCUGGACGGUCAAGAAGGUUCUUGAAGCUUAGUGAGGGAUAUACGACGCAUAUUAACAGCAAUUUUGGAAUGCAUAUUUCUGUUUAACUACUAAAGCACCAGAGAGAUGUUUGGGCUCAUAAUUUCAGGCCGUCUUGUACAAACCGACCUGCAGCAGGUGUCAGAGACUCAGUUUCUGUUCAACAUUACUGAUGCCGACAACAUCAACCAUGUUGUCCUCUUCAUGACGGGACAGACUCCAUUCCCUGAAGGCUUCGGAGGAGCUGUGUAUUUCUCCUGGCCUAGCACAGAUGGUCCCUCGUGGCAGCUGUUGGGACAUUUAACAAACGCAAAACCAAGCACUAUAUUUAAAAUAUCCUCACUGAAAGCAGGGGGAGGUAACUCAUUUCAACAGAACAUGUUUGGUCAACAGGCGUCCCACAAUGCCCAGAUAGGAAUAUCCGUGGAGCCGCUGUCUCAGCUUGCACAGCAGACACCAGUAACACAAGCUAGUGUGUCCAGUGUUGAAGCAUUUGUAGAAUAUUCAAGGAAGAUGCUGGAGAACUUUUUCAAUUUUGCCUCUUCAUUUGCGGUCACCCAGUCUCAGAUGACUCCGAACCCAUCGGAGACAUUCGUACCCAUCAGCACAUUACAAAAGUGGUUUGAAAAUUUUCAGAGACGUUUAGAACAAAACCCAAAUUUCUGGAGGUCAUGAUGGAGAUUGUCAUCGUUCAGUGAGAGACUUUGUCCUAUGAUCAUGCAUCUCGUUUCAUGUGUGGAGAAUUUAUAUUCUUGUGCGCUUUUGUCAAAGCACAUCAUCUCUCGGCUUUCUUGUCUCUCUUAAUUUUCUUCUCUAUUAUAGCAGGAGCAUGGGUAAUCCAGUUGUCUAGGUCAUUAUUUGCUCUACGGAGUUGCAUCCCUUGGAUAUGCAAGGAACCUGUGAUCAUGGGUUCAAAUCCCAUUUCUCCCCCAGAUUAUGUUCGAGGUAUGUCAGCACCAUACCUGUGCUUGAGGGUUCUAGGGCGAUGGGGUAGCCUAGUGGUUAAAGCGUUCGCUCGUCACGCCGAAGGCCCUGGUUCGUUUCCCACAUGGGUACAAUGUGUGAAGCCCAUUUCUGGUGUUACCCGCUGUGAUAUUGCUGGAAUAUUGCUAAAAGCGGCGUAAAACCAUAUUCAACCACUUGAUGGUUCGAUCAAAGUUGUAAAUGUCUGAGAGCUGCAUCAGUUUAGCUUUACCCGACGUUAAGCUGACAAAUCCUGAUACAACUGCACUAUUGUUUUAAGAGAUGUUAAACUCUCAAUCUCUUUUGUAGCAGAUAGUUGAUGCAGUUUAAACAUUUGAAAUUUUGUACAUCAAAUUGAAUAUUUAAAAUAUAAUAUAAUAUGGAGGUGAGUUUCACUUCUAGAGAAGAACUUUCAAAAAUAAGUUAAUGAGAAGAAAUCUUUAUUUUUCUGAAACCGUAUUUGGAUGUUGUGAGGACUAUCUUUUCUGUUGUGAACAUGGUGGUGCUGUUUGAUUGUGAAUCUACUAUAGAUGUUUUAGAGAUGUUUAUGAACAAAUAUUUCUCCGUAUAUUUUCAGUUUACAGGGGUUUUAUUGAUAACUUGCUUUUAUAUUGUACAAUAACACAAAAUAAUUUACUGUAGUAAAUGCAUUUGUGUUACCUUAUUACACCAUUUUAAUGUCUGGCAAAGUUUUUGGCAAAGACUCUCAAAUUCUCAAAAAGAUAUGUUUAAGUCUGCUGUAAUAUACACUCCAUGGGGUGCCAGUAACCAUGGUAACACUCUGUAUAAUGUUCCAAUGGCAACCAACUGGAUGACCAUGCUUCCAAAUGUUUGUUUGUUUGUUUGUUGUAUAAUGCCACACUCAGCAAUUCCCAGCUAUAUGGUGGUGGCCUGUAAAUAAUUGAGUCUGGACCAGACAAUCAUGUGGUCAACAUCAUCAGCAUCGAUCUACAGAAUUGGGGUACAAUGACAUCCACCAAGUCAAUGAGCCCAACCUUGUUAGUAGUACAAGCCUGGGUUACUGAGACCAAUUCUAACCUUGAAUGCAGUGAAUGUAGCAUCCUCUUUGUUUGAUGUUUAAUGUCAUGCUCAACAGUAUUCCAUCUAACGCCGAAGACCCGUGUUCGAAUCCCCACAUGGGUACAUUGUGUGAAGCCCAUUUGUGGUGUCACCUGCCGUGAUGUUGCUGGAAUAUUGCUAAAAGCGGCGUAAAAGCAAACUCAGUCAGUAUUCCAUCUAAAUGACAAGGGCAUUUUCAUAAGUGAGUCUGGGCCAGACAAUCCAGUGAUCGACGUUAUGAGCAAGAAUCAAUGUUGACAACAGGAUGCAGGAGUUGUCCCUGAGCUGACAUUCAAUUCUAUCCCAGAAUUCCAACAGGAAGUUGGAUGUGACUUCUUAGUGGCAUGCUAAUGUUACCGGAAGUGAUUGGAAUCAAAUUUCUCUAAAAUUUCUUUUUACACAUUUUACUUACACACACUGAAGAUCACAGUCAAAUGCAAAUCUCAGUAAUUCUGGUUUUUAGUUCCAAGAUCUUCAACUCCUUUUACGUGAUUUAAUGGUCAGUUAUCUUUUACAGCACCAUCUAAUUGAUUUCAAGGUCAUUAUCACAAAUUUUGAAAAUUCAUUUAUUGAAAUAUUACAUUAGUGUUAUCAAUAUAGAAGCGACAAAACCCUUUCCACAUCCAUAAGAAAUCUCUGUAAAAGCAGAGUCGAUUGUACAAUUGUGGCUAUGUCAUGAGUACAUUUACAGUAUUAUAGCUGGACGAUGUUGUUUGUAAACAAAUCAAGUCUCGACCAGACAAUCCAGUGAUUGUCACAAUGUGAUGUAUGGAACAAGACUUAGCAUUUGUCAUUUUUAGGGUUUACAUGAGGAAGAUUUUAGAUCACCUUUGACAGCUUUGUUAUGAGAGUAGCUAAAGGCAUAUUUUCUAAACCCAUACUGCAGGUAUGUUCCUAAACAAGUGAUGUUGUUACACCAGAAGUGAUGGUACCAUGGUUACAUCAGAACUGAUGUUACCAUGGUUACAUCAGAACUGAUGUUGUUACACCAAGUGUAUUUAGUCUUUAUUAAGACAUUUUACGUCCGUACUGACCUUGCAACAGACGUAGAUGGGUGUUUCACAUUUUCACAUUUACUUUCACUGAAGGUUGGUGCAGGGGAUGAGGCAGCCAAGGAUGCAGUGCCUUUGUUUGUAUGUAAUGCAUUGCAUGUCCUAGUCUAAAUACUUGCAGGUGUCCUCAGUAGGGAUGCCACGAUACAUCGAUGCAUGGAUACUUUUUCUAAGACGAUACAAUUAUCGAUACAUUCAAAACUGUAUCGAUAUUUAGUUUUGAAAGUAU
Haliotis rubra (blacklip abalone) is the source of this 3332-nucleotide messenger RNA. RefSeq names its product protein Hikeshi-like. The transcript has 4 exons. Gene Ontology annotation, molecular function: Hsp70 protein binding; nuclear import signal receptor activity. The record is from RefSeq and is a predicted model, not a curated record. Gene Ontology annotation, biological process: protein import into nucleus. Gene Ontology annotation, cellular component: nucleus; cytosol. The coding region runs from base 117 to 704 and encodes 195 amino acids. Lineage: Eukaryota; Metazoa; Mollusca; Gastropoda; Lepetellida; Haliotidae.